Molecule: messenger RNA, 1821 nt
Organism: Sphaerulina musiva SO2202
Lineage: Eukaryota; Fungi; Ascomycota; Dothideomycetes; Mycosphaerellales; Mycosphaerellaceae
Product: cytochrome P450 benzoate 4-monooxygenase
Exons: 3
Coding region: 154-1674 (506 amino acids)
Molecular function (GO): monooxygenase activity; oxidoreductase activity, acting on paired donors, with incorporation or reduction of molecular oxygen; heme binding
Source: RefSeq, a predicted model, not a curated record
GUUCUUCGCUCCUCGACUGGAACACUUCCAUCUUCUCCUCCUCCAGCUGUGGGUCUAUACCAGUACCAGUGCUUGUGCCAGUGCUUGAAUAUCACCUUUUCCCCCCCACAUUCCUCUCUUCUCUGCACCACCACCACCACCACCACCACCACCAUGUUCUUGUCGUUCCUGCUCACCCCAUGGGCCUUUCUGGUCGUGCCCGUGCUGUUCUAUGUGCUGCCCUACCUCCGCAACUGGUCCAUCCACGACAUCCCCGGCCCCUUCCUGGCCAAAUUCACCAACCUCUGGUACAUGUACGAGUGCCGUCGCACCAGACGCUACCUGACCGUCAAUGACCUGCACAAGAAGCUCGGCAAGUUCGUCCGUGUGCAGCCCGACCACGUCUCCAUUGCCGAUCCCGAUGCCAUUCCCGUCGUCUACGGCCACGGCACCGGCUUCCUCAAGUCGGAAUACUACAAUGCCUUUGUUUCCAUCCAGCGCGGCCUGUUCAACACCAGAGAUCGACAUGAACACACCCGCAAGCGCAAGACCGUCUCCCACACCUUCAGCGCCAAGUCUGUUGGCCAGUUCGAGCAGUACAUGCACCACAACCUCGAGCUGCUGGCCAAGCGAUGGGACGAGAUCAACGAGAAGACCGGCAAGGGCAAGUACACCGAAUUCGACGCUCUCGAGUGGUUCAACUACGUCGCAUUCGACAUUAUUGGCGACCUGGCCUUUGGUGCACCGUUUGGCAUGCUCGAAAAGGGCGCCGAUAUCACCGAGGUCCAGCUCACGCCGAAUGGACCACCGACCUACUCUCCUGCCAUCGAAGUCCUCAACAGGAGAGGUGAAGUCUCCAAUGCCGUCGGAUGCUGGCCCACCAUCAAGCUCUUCGCCCAAUACUUGCCCGAUCCAUUCUUCAGCAAAGGCAUGGAGGCCAUUGCCAAUCUUGCGGGAAUCGCCCAUGCUCGUGUGAAUCAACGCUUGGCUGCUGCCGAGAGAGGCGAGAUUGAACGUGUGGAUCUGCUCGCGAGGCUGAUGGAAGGCAAAGACGAAAAUGGCAACAAGCUCGGAAAAUCAGAACUCACUGCCGAAGCCCUCACCCAACUCAUCGCGGGCUCCGACACCACUUCGAAUACAUCCUGCGCCCUGCUCUAUCACUGUCUGACCAAGCCCGACGUAGUCAAGAAACUCCAACAGGAGCUGGAUCAGGCACUUCCAUCUGAUGAUGUGCCCACGUAUGAGCAAGUAAGGGAUCUCAAAUAUAUGGAUUGGGUGAUCCAAGAGACCCUUCGUAUCCACUCCACUUCCAGCCAAGGUCUUCCAAGAGUGGUGCCAGUCGGUGGUGCCGAGGUCUGUGGACGCUUCUUCCCGCAAGGCGUCGUGCUCAGUGUGCCGGCAUAUGUGAUGCAUCACAGCACGGAGAUCUGGGGUCCAGACGCCGAAGAAUUCCGCCCCGAGCGGUGGGAGAAGGUGACGGAUAGACAAAAACUUGCGUUCAUUCCCUUCUCAUACGGGCCUCGCGCGUGCGUGGGGCGCAAUGUGGCGGAGAUGGAGCUGGCCUUGAUUGUCGCGACUGUUUUCAGGAGAUAUGAAUUUGAGUUGCGCCAGAGUACCCUGGAAACUCGCGAAGGCUUCUUGCGCAAGCCUCUUGGGCUACAGGUCGGCAUGAGAAGACGUAACUGGAAGCAGUAGCGAGGUCAGACAGGUCGGGCAUGAGCUGCGGUGUGUUGUGAUAUACAGGAAAUGAUCAAGAGUGGACCACAUGUAACUAGGUUGUGCAUAUAUCUUCUAGUUCCUGUUUGCUGCCAGUAUAUAUUCAAUGUCGCUGUUGUGGAGCAC